AUGGCUCUUCAAUCGACAAUAAAUUCUCGAAAUGUCAACAAUGAUAAUAAUAAUAAUAGUGAUGAUGACGAAAAUCAUCAUCGCCAUCAACAUCAUCAUCGUCAUCAAUAUCAUCAUCAUGAAUAUGAUGAAGAAAUCGAUGAAACAGAAGAUGAUCUUAUUGAAAAUUAUCGUUUUUUAACUCAACACUGUGGUGCUCUACGACAAUCUCCAACAACAAAUAUAUUAAAUACAAUACAAAAACAACAACAAAAACAAAAACAAAUGAAUCAAUCUCCAUUUUUACGUCAUUAUUCAUUUAUAGAUGAAAAUCAUAAUAAGAAUAAUAAAAAUAAUGAUAAUGAUGAACGUUCAUUUUCUUCAACUAAACAACGGUUUUCACCAUUAAAUGCUUUAAAUAAUAAUAAUAAUAAUAAUAAUAAUCAUAAUUAUUCAACAACAAUUAGUCGUAUACCUCCAACAAUUUAUUAUGAUGAUACCAUAGAGAGUGAAUUUAAUAAUGAUCAUUCAUUUUCAUUAGUUAAAUUAUUUGCACGUAUGAAAACACGUUUAAAACAUGAUAAACGCUAUCGUCCUAAACCUACACAUGAAUUACUUUCUGAAGAAGAUCCUCAAGAAUGGUAUGAAUUAACAAAAAAUGUUCGAACUAUUAUAACGAAAGCUCUUUUACCUGACGGAGGAUAUGAUGCGUUAAAACAUCGUUCGAAAAAAGUUCAUAGUAGACGAGGUUCAUGUAGAAAAUCACGUGAAUUACAUCCUGUUCUACCAAAAGAUAAUGAUGAUGAUGAUGAUAAAAUUGAUAUUCAAAUAAAUGAUGAAUUAAACACAGAAAAUAAUGAAGAAUAUGAUCAAAUAAUAUGGAAUAAAUUUUUAACUUGUUCAAGAGGAUUUAAUUAUAGACGAUGUGGAGUUUGUAAAACUGUUGAUCGACAAGAAUUUCAAGGACAAUUAGUGUAUUUUUAUGGUGUUGCAAAUAAUAUUUUAAUUGAUGAAAAUUUAAAAGCAUCUGGUUUGGGUUAG
Rotaria sp. Silwood1 is the source of this 1020-nucleotide messenger RNA. NCBI's taxonomy places the organism in Eukaryota, Metazoa, Rotifera, Eurotatoria, Philodinida, Philodinidae. The record is from the annotation of a GenBank genome assembly.